Messenger RNA from Nerophis ophidion (straightnose pipefish), 1833 nucleotides. It is a transcript of the gene tekt3, whose product is annotated as tektin 3. The transcript is spliced from 8 exons. Lineage: Eukaryota; Metazoa; Chordata; Actinopteri; Syngnathiformes; Syngnathidae. The record is from RefSeq and is a predicted model, not a curated record. Gene Ontology annotation, biological process: cilium movement involved in cell motility; cilium assembly. The coding region runs from base 196 to 1683 and encodes 495 amino acids. Gene Ontology annotation, cellular component: microtubule cytoskeleton; sperm flagellum; nucleus.
AAGUGCAAUUCCUCCACAGUGUAAGCAUCCCACGUUCGGGGGCGGCCGGUGGGAGGAGGCAAGAGAGUCCGCAGCUGCCUCUUUGACAGGUGCACGAGGAACGACGCAAGCUCCGCUCAUAACUACGUGAAGGCAGCAGCCGGCGGUUGCCCGUGGCAACCGGAGUCAUGUCAACAGAAGUCUUGGACUGAGGCGAUGGAGCGCCGCCAUUGGCUGGCAGAGGUGUGUGCAUUAUGCAUGAGUGCAGUCACCUUCUUGGCUCGCCGGCAGGUGAGCGACACCGACGGACCACCAAGUCCCGAGGACAUGGAGCUGACCGCCUCCUACGCCCGACCCAAGACCGGCCACUUCCUGCCGCCCAUCUCCACCACGGCGUCCAGCUACCGCCACGCCAACCACAGCGCCAACCAGUGGAGGAGCGCCAGCUACUACAAGACGGCGGCCGGCGCCGCCGUCCCCGGCCUGGACCUCUCGGCCAGGAGCGCCCGCUACACGCCCGACGACUGGUUCAGGUCCAACCAGACCUACUACCGCCAGUCGGAGGCCAGCCGCAACAGCGCCGAGAGACUCCGGCGGGACACGCUGAGGCUGAUCCAGGACAAGGAGCAGCUGACCCGCCGCACGCAGGAGACCAGCAGCAAGGACAUCGGCGAGCGCCUGGGCGACAUCGUCUUCUGGAGGUCCGAGCUGAGCCACGAGGUCGACAACGCCGUGACCGAGACCGCCGCGCUCGCCGAGGCCAAGCGCCGGCUGGAGAGAGCCCUGGCCGAGACCGAGGCGCCCCUGCAGGUGUCCCAGGAGUGUUUGUACCACCGGGAGAAGCGCAUGUCCAUCGACCUGGUCCACGACGACGUGGAGAAAGACCUGAUCAAGGAAGUGGAGGUCAUCAAGUCCUGCCAGGAGAGGAUGCGGCGACACUUGGAUCGAGCCGCCGCCCAGCUGGCGUCGAACCGAGCUGCUCAGCACCAGCUGGAGCAGGACCUGAGCGACAAAACGGCGGCGCAGAGGAUUGACGAGCGCUGCCACCGCCUGAGGAACAUGUCCGACGGCAUCAGCUUCUACCGGGGAAUCGAACGACUGGACCCCUCGCUGUCUCUGCCGGGGUCCUGGUCCAAGUUCUCAGACGACAACCUGCUGCGCUCGCAGAGCCAGCGGGCCGCCUCGCACAAACUGAGAGACGAGAUCGAGGUCCUGUUGGACGCCACCGCCGGCGACAUGUGGACGCAGUUCAACAACGUCAACGCCGCCUUCAGCGCCCGCCUCGCCCAGACGGCCGACGCCCGCAACAGCCUGCAGACGCACCUCGCCAAGACCCAGCAGGAGAUCUUCCAGACUGAGAUGCUGAUGGAGUCUCUGAAGAAAGCUCUGAGGGACAAAGAGAACCCUCUGAAGGUGGCCCACACACGGCUGGAGGAGAGAACCCGCAGGCCCAACGUGGAACUCUGCCGGGACAACCCUCACCACCGGCUGGUGAGCGAGGUGCGGGAGAUCGAGGACACGGUCCGCAAGCUGCAGGCGAGGCUGCUGGAGGCCGAGGGCAGCCUCCAGACCCUGGUCCAGACCAAGGCCGGCUUGGAGCACGACCUGUCCGUCAAGGCCAACUCGCUCUUCCUGGACCAGGACAAAUGCAUGAGCAUGCGCAAGAUCUUUCCCAGCAUGCCGCGCCUCGCCGGUUUCACUUAAACUCAUCCAUGACACGACACGUACUGUAUGUGAUAUUUACACAACAUCGAUGUGACACUUGUGUGUCCUUUUGUGUGAUCUGCAUGUGUCUUCAUGUCCGCCUCCACCACUAAACCUCUUCCGCUGGUGCUAAUAAAUCUUCUAACCGCA